GGAAAGGAGUUUCGGAAAAUUCACACGAGUUAGUUUUAGUUUCUCAUUAACUUCUAGAAAAACGUUGAUUUUUCUUAUUGAAAUUUUCUACAAACACAUUUCAGACUAUAUAAAUUACUAUUAUAUCGGAAAUUAAUAUGAAAAGAAAAAGAAAAAGAAAAAAAAAUAGUGGGCUCGCACACAUUCAUGCUGACACAUGUCACGUACAUCUACAAAAUGAAACUUGAAAUUUCCAAGAAAAAUUGCGAUGUGUGGCAUAAAAUGUCAUUGAAUCUACUACUUCUAGUCUGCCUUAUUUUGAAACAAAUAGGAAAUAAUCUAAUAGAUACCAAAACUAUAAAGAUAAUCCCUGCAAAGAAAAUAUUUAAAGAAGUCAGAGCUGUCCAAGCAGUAAAAUGUAUUAACAAUGACACUGGUUCAGAACAUAAUGGCACCAGUGCAUUUUUUUACCAUAUCUUAUGCAAAAAAUCAAAGUCCAUUACAGUAAAGUUCAAAACUGCAAACAUCACUGGAACCUCAACAGAAAUGAUGUCAGAGAUAUCAAGAGAUUGCAAACAAACAAUCUCAAAGUUUAAUGCAACUGUCUUGAGAGUGCAUACAGUUGAGGUGCUUUUCUCAAGUGAGAAACAAACUAGUUAUAAAAUCAGUUGCAUAAAUGAGAAAGACAAAACUGAGGCAUACACUCGUGUUCAAUUUGGAUAUUCGCCAAGUGUAGCAUCUGUCCAUAUCGAGAGAAAUGUCUCUGACUAUAUAAGUAUAUCUGUUACUCCUCGUACCUAUGGUAAAAAUGAACUUUUGGCAUCCUGGAAUAUUUCAUGUCAGUGUUCUACGGUAUUGAAAAUUAAGUGGAACCCUUGCAACAUAAUAAGAAAUGAUGGAACUUCGGCCAAGAUUUACUGUAAUGCUAAGUAUUUCUACUCUUUCAACAUAACAGGAAUUGGGCUGUUUGGUACAUACUCCAAACUGUACAAUUACUCAAUCAGAAAAAUACCAGUAAGACUUCCACCUUUUGAAAAUAUAAUGAAAAGAGUUUCCCAAUAUUCAAUUCAUUUAAGCCUCAAUCUUUUGAGUACAGUAGAGGUUUACAGUCUAAGGAAGGAAUACCAAGUUAUGUAUAGGUCUGAAAGAGAUCCUGAAGGCACCUGGAAGACUGAAAGUUCGUCCUCUAACAAAAUAGAAUUAAAUAAUUUGCGCCCAUUUACAAAGUACUCCAUCUUAGCCUCUGUGAGAGAAAGGCAUAGUACAAUUUGGAACAAAAAUGUGAGCUUGAUAAUAAAGACCAAAUCUGCAGCUCCAUCUUCACCACCAUCAACAACAGAUGGCAAUUAUUUUGAUUUGAAGUGUUCUAAUACCAGCAAAAGAUGUCUCAGUGUGUUCUGGCAGAGUUUACCUGUGGAAUUCAGGAAUGAUAUUCUAACAGGAUACUGUGUCCAAUACAUUGAUGGAAGUUCAUCAACUAAUAACACUGAACAAUGCCUGGAUUCAAACAAUUUAAUAGUUGACUCUUUAUAUAAAGAUUUUCAAGAUCUUCCAAGGAACCAAACACUUACAUUUUCCAUUGUGGCAGUAACCAAAAGUAAAAGAAUGUCUCAACCUGCAUUUAUACAGGUGAAAAACACAGCCCCAAGGAAGCCUACAGCAGUUUAUGUGAUGAGAAUAAGUGCUGAAAUAUACAACAUAACUUGGACAACUGAACAACCCCAGGAAAGUGUUAAUGUAACUGUGUUUUGGUGCCAGAAUAAGAUAAUUGUCUCUUCUGAAAUAGAAUGCAAAGACUAUGUCAAAUGGAAAACACUUGUGAAUGAAAGUUAUCUGUUGGUAAAUUACAGUGCAGAACAAAGUCCUGUUUUUGCUGCAUACGUUAGCACAGAAAAAGGAAGCAGUUCUUUAACAAACGCUGAAUGUAUAUUUACACCAGGAAAACCCAUGAAACCUCGGACACCUAGUAUCAGUUGGUCACAAACUAAGUUUUCUCUUACAUGGCCUACUCUGCAAUGUCCGGACUGGAAUGGUAUACCCAUUGCUUAUGUGCUGCAUUAUGCAGAUGGUAAGAGUUGUGAAAAUGCUACGAAGAAAGAAUUUCCAGUGAUUGGAAUAAAAGCAGCUGAAAAUGAUGUUGUCAUCAAUGGCCUAUCACCAGGCACGGAAUAUUCAGUAUGUAUACAAGUGAAGACAAAGCAUGGACUAAGUCUAAUGAGUGACACCAUAACAGGAGUAACUAAAGACACAGAAUUUGUAAUACUGGUUGCAAUAAUUGUGCCUAUAUCAGUGUUUGUAAUACUAGCAAUACUACUAUGCGUAAAACAAUAUUAUUCUAGAUACAACAAAUAUAAGAAGCAAAUUAGUAUUGAAUAUGUAAGAGUGGAGUAUGGAAUUAAUUCUGCUGAGUACCAUUAUGCUGAUACAAUUAGAGGAGAAAAUAGCAUCCAUGAACUACAUUUUGGAAUUGCCUGUGAAAAUCUAGUGGUCAAUACUCCUCCAGAAAAUCAGACAACAGGCUAUGAUUCCAUGGAAACUUUAUCUGAAGACAGUUUACCAACUGAUGCAGCAAACCAUAUUCCAAGCUAUAUUCAAAAUAAUGAGCUACAAGACAAUGCAGAAAAUUGUACUUACGAAUCAUUUGCUUUAAGUGAACAUCUAACUAAACCAGUUCCUACAUGUGUGAAUGGUAACAUGAAGGGAAAUGUCUCCAGUAGAACAGCUUAUGCUGAUGAACCAGAAAGUUCCUUCAAUGAGCUUUCAUCUGCAUCAGUUCCCAUAUGUGUGAAUGGUAACAUGAAAGAAAAUGUCUCCAGUGACCCAGAUUAUGUUGAUGAACCAAAUGAUCUUAACAAACUUGUAUCUAAUUCUAUUCCUCCAUGUAAAAAUACAAACAGUAAUGGGAGUAUCACAGAUUAUAUAUUCUCUGAACCAGAUUAUAUUUCAGAAAUCCCCGAAGAAAGCACUAACUCUUAUAAAAGUAAACCUUUGAAAGGACAAAUUUUACAAACUGAAAAUAAAGAAAGUGAUCAGAUAGGAACUUCAACGUUUAAUGGUAGAACAGACGAAGAAAAUGUAAAAGUGAAUUGUAAUGAUGAUUAUGUACCACAUGAGCACGUUGUAGAGGCUAUGGAAUCUUCAUUAGAUGAGGUUCAAGACAAAAAUAUUCAAAAAGAAAGACAAGGAAUAUCUCAAAAUUCAAUGAAUUCUUGUAAUCUUGUAAAUACUAAUGUUCAUAAACCAUCAGAUUCUUUGCAAAGAGUAGAUAAAAAAUUGAAUAAAUUACAACAAAAAGACACACAACAAAAACCUGAUACAAUAGAUUAUGUCAAAACAGAAAUUUACUUAUGAUUAACUUAAUGAGGUUUAAAAGAAAAAUUCAUUGAAAUGUGAGAUUUUUUAUAUAAUGUGAUUACCAAAAAAAAAUUAUAUCUUUUAGCACAUGACUAAAGAACACAGUUCUUUAUUCAUGUGUUAAAAAUAUGCAUAUUCCAAGAGUCAAGUCAGCAAGCAUUUAUUUAUCAAUUUAUCAAAUGUUACCAAGAAUGUUCCAGAGAUGACUAUCCAGCCUUUUAUGGGGGUCAGGAAAUUUUUUUUGUUUUCAAAUUUUUCUACCAUAACAUAGAAAGUGUUUCACUUGAGACUCUCUCAUCUUUUUAUUUUUUUUACAAAAUCAGAAGUUUCCAUUUCAAAUUUUCCAGCUAUGACCAUCCUGUUCUUUUUUAUAUUUAUAAAAAGAUGCAAGCAGAGCGAUGUGAUAAGAAGUUUUGCUUCUCAGCAAUAUAGUUUCAGGUUCAGAUCCACUGCAUGGCACCUUGGGCAGUUGUCUUCUACUGUAGUGCUUGGCCAAUCUAAGCUUUGUGUGUGGAUUUGGCUGACAGAAACUCUGUGUGUGUAUGUGUGUGUGUGUGUGCGGUAACGGGAAGGGCAUCUGGCUAUAGAAAAUCCACCUCAACAAAUUCAAUUCAACCCAUGCAAACAUAGAAAAGUGGACAUUAAAACAAUGAUGAUGAUGUUGAUGAAGAACUAAAGCAUUCAAGCCAUGAUUAUCCCACCUUUUUACAAUUUCAAAUUUCAACUCAGGGGUCACAGAAAACAAAAUUAAUAAUAAUAAUAAUAAUAAUAAUAAUAAUAAUAAUAAUAAUAAUAAUAAUAUUAAUAAUAAAAGAAUAUAAAUCAAAAUUAAAAAUAAUUAAUAUAAUUUACAAAAAAAAAAAAAAACUCCCACCUGAUCUAUUUCACUGUAUGCAGUCCAUUCAUUUGACCUUAUCUGAGAACGUGGCAGCAGUCUGUUUGGUUCUGAUAUAACUUUUUGUGAUUGAGGACAAGUACAGCAAAAUAUCUCUAGAUAUGAUUCUACAUUAUUUAUUUUGAAUUAUAUUGAUCUCUGCAUUCUUGUGCAUACUGACAAAAGCAUCUUUUUUGAUUCUUCAUAAAAAUGUAUUUAUCAUUUUGAAUUGAAUUUUGAAUUUGGUUAAUUUUGAUUCAUAAGGGUCCAUGUGGUUAAGCAGUUCACUUACCAACUGUAUGCUUUCCGGUUCAUUCCCACUGCUUGGCACCUCGGGCUAGUGUCUUCUUCUAUAGCCUUGGAACAACCAAAGCCUUGUGAGUGAAUUUAAAAGAGAGAAACUGAAAGAAGAUCAUCCUAUAUGUAUAUAUAUAUAAACGUGUGUGCAUGCUUGUGUGUGUAUUUGUUUCAUUAAGGAAUAAAUUAUAAAUCAGCAUCAAUAUCGUACAACUGACAUCUCAUAUCAUUAUCACUCUUCCAUAGAAAACAUGUCUGGCCUGGGCAAAUAUUACCUUGUUUGUAAAAAGGGUUGGGUUGGGGACAGGAAGAGCAUCUGGCUGUGGAAAAACCUGCUUCAGCUAAUUCCAUCUAAACAAUGCAGGCAUCGAAAGAUGGUUGUUGAAGAUGAUUGUCUUGGAAUCUGAAUUAGAAACUAAAAGAUCACAGUUAGAAUACUUUUGUUGUAAAUAAUAUGAAAGAAAAAUCUCUGAAUCUCUGGAAAAUAUGGUUUACUGAUUAUGGUUGAAGAAUUUAAAAGAAAAAAUAAACUCUCUGAUCCCGAAAAGAUGAGAUGGUCACAGAUAAAACAUUUUGAAAACAAUGAUGAUUAUGAUAAUGAUUCAUUUUCACUUAUGAGAAAAAUAGUUUCUGGUUCCAUAAAAAAAAAAUAGGAUGGUUGAGAUUAAAAUAUUAUCAUUCUUUGGAGUGCUUAAUUAGCAUAAAUAAAUAAAUUCUGAUUCUUUGAUUACCAUUGAGAUUUGCAUAUUUUUCAUGCAUUUGCAAAGAAUGAUUCUGAAAAAUAUCUAUUUUGAACCAUAAAGGAAAGAAUCCUAACAAACAACAACAGAGAUUCAGUCAACUUUGUACUCAGCACAGUCUUGCAACACAGUUGCAUGUUACUGCACAGUUUCACUGAAAAUCCACGAAAACGACGACUAGACUGGUAACUGUACCAUUGACCCCGGUCAAUAUUUUAUUUUGUUGUCACUAUGUCUGACUUUACAGGACAGUUGUCUCAAUUUUUUUUUUUUUGUAUUGAUUGGGGUACAAACAGUCUUAACCACAGCUGUUUGUAUCCUUUUUCUAAAAAUCAAUAAUCUUGUAAUAUAAACAUAAUUUUAUUUGUUCUACAUAUGUAAAAAAAAAAAACCAUGAAAUAUGCUUGUUGUUCUUUUUCUCCUUUUUUCUUAUUGCUGUUUAACUUGGUUCUAGGCAAAUACCUCUGCUGUAAAUUCCACCACAGAAAAUUCCACAGAAAAUUCCACAGAAAAUUCCACAGAAAAUUCCACAGAAAAUUCCACCACAAUGAAUUUCACAAUAGGUAAAAUCCACCAUGGUAAAUUCCACCCGCUAAUGAUCACCAUUGUCAGUUUCUCUAGACUGUGGGUCUGUCUAUCUCUCAAGUCUUAAGAAGAGAGAGAGAGAGUCUGAAGGUGAGAUAGAAAAUAAUCUUUAUAAUCUACUUGAAUGAAAUGGAAUUUACUGGUCACCAUUUAUGCUAGGGAAAAUGCUUAGCAGCAUUUCAUCCAACUACGUUCUGGGUUCAAGUGCUGCCAGGGUUAACUUUGCCUUUCAUCUUUUCAUUCAGGUGUUGAUAAAAUAGAGUUAAUCUCUAGUUUGUCACCCGGUCAUAAAAAUAAAAAAUAAUAGUGUAAUCGGUGUAACACAAUGUGUAGUAAUAGACUAGAGAAGAAGAGAUUGAUGAUGAUGCAUUGUUGCAAGUCAUUGAAGCCGAUCCAAAGCAAACUGCACGCCAACUUGUGGUACAGUUUGGCAUCUCCCAUGUCACGAUCAUCAACCACCUGCGUCAUCUCGGCAAGGUCAGCAAGCUUGGAAAAUGGGUGCCACAUGAAUUAACUGAAGCGAACAAACAAGCACGUGUCACUGCAUGUCAAAGUCUGCUCUGGCGAAGCCAAAGAUUCGAUUGGUUGGAGUCAGUAAUUACUAUGGAUGAAAAGUGGGUACUGUACUCCAAUGUGAGGCGCAGACGAUCCUGAUGUAGCAAAGGUCAACAGCCAAAACCUUCGCCAAAAAGGACCGCUUGUGCAAAAGAAGGUUAUGAUCUCAGCUUGGUGGGAUUGCUGUGGUGUGAUCAUGUCGGAUCUUUUUCCACGCAGUACCACCAUUGACAAGGAUGUCUACUGCGACCAUCUAAAGAUCAUGCUGGCCGAAAAGCACUCAAAUUUGAAGAAGAUAAUUUACCACCAAGACAACACGGCAGCACAUCAUGCAAAGAAGACAUCAGAGAAGCUGAAAGAGGCGGGCUGGGAGAUUAUGGUGCACCCACCAUAUUCUCCUGACCUUGCCCCUUCUGACUACCACUUAUUCUCUAUCUUACAAUGCGUGAUUGGUGAUACAGAGCUCAAAAACGAAGAAGAUGUGAAAUCGUUCCUUUACGACUUUAUUGAUUCAAAGCCAUGCAAUUUCUGGAUGAAAGGAUUCAAAACUUUGCCUGAAAGAUGGCAAAAGGUGAUCGAUAACGAGGGUGAUUACCUUUUGGAUUGAUUGUUUUUUGUUGUUUUUAUAAUUGUUAAUAAAGUAAUAUGUUAAAAGUA
This is a messenger RNA of Octopus bimaculoides (California two-spot octopus), 7041 nucleotides long. RefSeq lists its product as uncharacterized. The record is from RefSeq and is a predicted model, not a curated record. Gene Ontology annotation, molecular function: protein binding. NCBI's taxonomy places the organism in Eukaryota, Metazoa, Mollusca, Cephalopoda, Octopoda, Octopodidae.